Messenger RNA from Manihot esculenta (cassava), 1221 nucleotides. RefSeq names its product LOB domain-containing protein 41. Gene Ontology annotation, biological process: regulation of gene expression. The transcript is spliced from 2 exons. The record is from RefSeq and is a predicted model, not a curated record. NCBI's taxonomy places the organism in Eukaryota, Viridiplantae, Streptophyta, Magnoliopsida, Malpighiales, Euphorbiaceae. The coding region runs from base 111 to 1004 and encodes 297 amino acids.
CUUCUCCCUCUUCUCUUAAAUACCACUUCUCCCUUUUCUUUCUUCCUCCAUACCCCAUCUCUCUCCCUCUCUCACUCAAAUCCCCAUUUCCUUUUUCAUAUUCUUCCAAAAUGCGGAUGAGUUGCAAUGGAUGUCGAGUUCUGCGCAAGGGUUGCAGCGAGAAUUGCAGUAUCAGACCUUGCUUGCAGUGGAUCAAGAGCCCCGAGUCCCAAGCCAACGCCACUGUCUUCCUUGCCAAGUUUUAUGGCCGCGCUGGCCUCAUGAACCUCAUCAACGCUGGCCCUGAACACCUUCGCCCUGCGAUUUUCAGGUCUCUUCUUUAUGAGGCUUGUGGGAGGAUAGUGAACCCGAUUUAUGGGUCUGUUGGGUUGUUGUGGUCCGGGAGCUGGCAGCUCUGCCAAGACGCCGUCGAAGGUGUUCUAAAAGGUACGUCGAUCACUCCGAUCAAUUCUGAAGCGGCGGCCAAUGGACAUGGACCUCCGUUGAAGGUUUACGAUAUUCGUCACGUGUCCAAGGAUGAAAACUCUGCUGCUUCUAACGAUGCCAAGCGAGUCAAGACGCGUUGUCGGGUUAGGAGAGUUGUGAAGCCGAAAGUUAGUAAUAACAACAAACCAUGUCGAGGCGUUGGGCUCGGAGCAGCAGGGAAUGAGCUGACUCGGUCCAUGAGUCACGGGUCGUCUGUAAGCCACUUGUCGGAGUUGGCAAUGGUGGACGGCGAGAGCAAAGAGACGGAAAGCAUGGUCUCCGAGGAGACGGCUGAGGCUUCGCUACUGUUCAAAGCCGAGCCGGAGUCAGCCGCGAAGAGCAAUGGAGGAGUCCAGGAUCAUGCAACUAGGGAAAUGGCUGGACUUGGACUGGAGUUGACCCUGGGCCUUGAGCCGGUGUCUCGUGCAAGUCACGUGGUACCAGUGAAGAAAAGGAAACUCGAAUCAUAUGGGUAUUCGUCAUCGGAAGAUGACACGUAUAAUACAGAGCUGGGACUAGACUAUCCAGCUUGUCACUAAGAAGAAAGAAGAAACCUACUAAAAAGUAGUGCAAGAAGGUCCAAUUUUGGCGGCUCAGCUCAAUCCAUCGGCUAUUGUUUAGAAGAGAAGUCGGUUCUUUUUUCUUUUUCAACCUUUGGCUUUGUCUUUGGGACUUUUUUUUAGAAAAGAAAAAAACUGUACAAACUUUGUUUUUUUUACAAGGUAAAUCAAUAGAGGGAUCUCGUUGUAAUCGUCA